This is a messenger RNA of Selaginella moellendorffii, 1749 nucleotides long. RefSeq names its product protein trichome birefringence-like 14. NCBI's taxonomy places the organism in Eukaryota, Viridiplantae, Streptophyta, Lycopodiopsida, Selaginellales, Selaginellaceae. Gene Ontology annotation, molecular function: O-acetyltransferase activity. Gene Ontology annotation, cellular component: Golgi apparatus. The record is from RefSeq and is a predicted model, not a curated record. The transcript has 5 exons. The coding region runs from base 111 to 1583 and encodes 490 amino acids.
CUUCAGUUGUUGCGUUGGUUUGCCUUGGGUCUGGGCUUCUUUGUUGUCGUAGCUAGGGUUUGUGGCGGGGGCGAAGAUUUCGCGCAAGCGAUGGCGGAUUAUCGGCAGCGAUGAGGUUCUUGGCGAUCAUGGUGCUGAUCCCGGGCGAGAAGCUGAGAAAGAGGGAUUCCGAUCAGCAUUUCAAGGCGGUAGGAGGCGGCGGCGGAGGAGGAGCGAUCUUGUAUGGGAUGCGAGCGAGGCGCGCGCUUGUCCUCAUGCUCGCGGUGCUGUGUGGAUUCAUCGUGGUUUUCGGGUGGGAGGGAUCGCCGGCAGCGAGUGUGCUCGGAUCGAGAGCAUGGGGGCCGGGGCUUCGCCUGGAACUUGCUUUGUUUGCGGGGGCACUCGAUCUAUCUAGAUUCUCCAAAUCGAUUGCUGUCUCGCACGAUGGCAGCAUCAUGGAGUUGCUAAAUAGCACGGUUUCAGAGCUUGCUACAAGGAAAGCGUCUCCUGUUAGGGAAGUUUACAAGCAAGUUCCACAGUGUGAUUACUCAAAGGGAAAAUGGUUGAACGACUCGAACAGACCACUUUACUCGGGCGAAAUGUGCUCGCAGUUUCUUUCCUCGAUGUGGGCCUGCAAGGUGCAGGGAAGGAAGGACUUCGAUUACGAGAAGUAUAGAUGGCAACCUCAAGGAUGUGAUCUUCCGCCUUUUGAUGGCCGGGUUUUUCUCUCAAGAUGGAAGAACAAAACAAUCGCUUUCGUGGGGGAUUCUCUGGGCCGGCAACAGUUUCAGUCACUUUUGUGCAUGAUAACGCGAGGCAAAGACGACAUGGUAGCGACCGAUGCUGGACAGGAGUAUGGUUUCGACAAGCGGCCUACGUGGUCUCUCCGACCAAAUGGCUGGGCAUACAGGUUCACGGAAACGAACACCACCAUCCUCUUCUACUGGUCAGCAAGUCUCUGCAAGAUCAAGCUCUACAACGCGACCGAUCCGAGCUCGGCUGCGGCGAUGCAUCUGGACAGGCCGGUGGAUUUCCUCAAGAGGAACGUAGCCCGGAUGGAUCUGGUGAUCCUCAACACGGGACACCACUGGAACUCGGGGAAGAUAAACGGGAACAAGUGGGAGAUGUACGUUGGUGGGAAGAAGGUGGCGCUCAAAGGCUCCCGCUUCGCAUCGGUGAGCUACUCGCACCAGUUUGCGGUGAAGAAGGUGGUGAGGUGGCUGGACAGGCAGAUCGGUGCUAGGCCGGAGCUCCGAGGCGUUCUCACAGCUCUCUCGCCCAGGCACUUCAUGAACGGGGACUGGAACUCGGGUGGGCGCUGCGACAACAUCAAAGCUUUCGGGGUGGACGUCUCAAACAGGCCGUCGAGGGACGUGCUGUCCGAGGAAGCGGUGGCCAACACCAGGGUGGAGCUGUUGAACAUCACGCACCUCUCACAGUUCCGGGGAGAAGCUCACCUCUCGCGAUUCACUGCGAAUGCCAGGCCGGGGAUCCAGGACUGCUUGCACUGGUGCUUGCCGGGAGUUCCAGACGUGUGGAACGAGAUCCUCAACGCGCAAUUGUUGGCCAGGAAGGAGAGAAAAGAGGAGGACGAGGUGCUGUGAUCGAAGAAGAGACUCCUCGUCUUUUUCUUUCUUUGUUUUUUUUUGCAGUAUAGCUCGAGCGACUCGAUUUAUCUUGUUUUUUCGAUGCUAGAGCUUCGUUCUUAAGGUGAUCCACCAUGGUCCUCUGUGAUAAAAGAUUAUCGGGCCUCCUUGGGCGCCCUGGAUA